UUUUGUCAACUGAGGAAGAAUGUUUUUAUGAAAAGGUCUACACGUGGUUUAAUAAGGGUAUCGGAGUGUUAUUCUAUCACUUGUGAGGCAGAAUCGAAACAAAAAGGGUUAACUUUAGCUGGAAUAAAAUAUCGUUGAGGAAAGGAAUACACAUUAAGUCUAAUAAAGAAUUAUUUGCGGAAUCAUAUUGAAACAUUCUGGCGAUACUUGCAUGUUUAGAAUUUUGUUUAUUUGAAUAAAGAUAUAAACUAUUUGGAACAGGUGGCACAAAAUAGCGCGGAUGGAUUCUGAUGUGUAAGUUGUGUUCUCUAGUUUAAGAAAAAAUAUUUAAACAUUAAUUUGCUUAUAAAAUAACCACGAUGACUUCAAUGGACAUGCAGGAUGAUUUAUCUCCAGGAAGUAGCCUUUCGGACAGAGAUUCGGACAUGGCUAAACAUUGUGGUGACCACGUCAAGCGCCCAAUGAACGCUUUCAUGGUGUGGUCAAGGGGCCAGAGACGUAAGAUGGCGCAAGAAAACCCCAAGAUGCACAAUUCUGAAAUCAGUAAACGCCUUGGUGCUGACUGGAAGCUUUUAACUGAGGAAGAAAAGCGGCCAUUUAUCGACGAGGCUAAACGACUCAGGGCAUUGCAUAUGAAAGAGCAUCCCGAUUACAAAUACAGACCACGCCGGAAACCAAAAUCACUAAUGAAGAAAGACAAAUAUGCUUUUCCAAUGCCUCUGGUUCCCGGUUUCAACCCAUUUAAUGGACUGCCACCAGCAUACCCAGCUUUCUCUGCCAGCCAGGCGGAGAGUGCGAUGAAUCAGGCACUUCUUAAUGAAAAAAUGAGAGCAUUUCAACCACCAACCAGUAUCCCAACCAGUUUAUCAUCUCAUCCAUUACUCUCACAUUUGGAAAAUAGCAGCAAACUUGACAGUUCUAGUUUACCAAUGCGGACAUCUUUAUCAGAACAUAUGUCGUCACAAAUGACGUCAUCGUUAUACUCACAAUAUCUUCAGGCUCAAAGCGCGGCUUUGGGUUCACUUCCCGCGCCUGCGCAUACAGGACAUCCGGGUCAAUAUAUUGUGCCAUGCUGCCCCCCAUCUUAUCUUCCUUCUAGCAGUGACGUUCAUCGACCUCUAGCGUAUGUUCUGGUCAAACCGGAAGAUCAUUACCGGCAUCCGGCCGUAUUAUAGUGCUCAAACCAUCCUCUUUUAGUGUCAUUGUACCAGAUCUUGUUGUACUUUAUGUUAUUUAGUAAAAACGAGAUUACUUUUAAGAUCUCCAGUAAUGUGCUUUUUGAUGUGCUUUUAUGGGCGUGAUGACGUAACACUUUCAAAUGUGCUUAACAGUUUUAUAUAUUUGUCAAAGAUAUUAAAUGUGUUGUUUAUCUGUUAUAUUUUACAUAAAUUCAGAAUUUGGUGCAUAAAUAUAAAGACCGCAUUUAACUGAUUUUAUUUGAGAUCUAUUAUGUUUAUAAAUGUCGAAAUUAUUUACUUUUGUACACGUUAUAUGAGUUUGUUAAAAUCAACACUCCUUUUUAUAGGGCGGAUAUAUUAUUUAACUCAUUUAAACAUAUAAUGAUUCGAAAUGUUUUAAAGUGCAUAUAAUACCAGAAUAUGAUUUCAUUUUUUUCUAAUUAUUAGGAAGGACACAUUCACAGAAAGAUUUAGAUCUAGUCUAAAAAGAAUAUCGUAAUAUUUUUGUGAAAAAAAAAAAAAUAUUCAUUUACAUGUAUACUGCAAGAUACAUGGCAGUUUGAAGCAUUUAUCUAAAACAUCAAAGUUAAAGGAAGUUGGUCUUCCGUGAUAUCACAAUUGGGGAAAGAAGAAUCGUAUUCCGUAUUUAAAUACAACGCUUGGACAGUCAUAACGUCAAAAAAUAGCAUUAAAUACAUACAGAGUUUUACUGGGACAACAUCAAAACGAUUCCACGAACGCAAUAUUUUGUGCUGCAGAAACACGGAACAUAUUUGUACUUCCUUGACAAUUAUUAGUUUUUGCUUACCUGAAGAAUGAAAAACAUCUUUAGAAAUACUUUAAAUCAAUUUUCAUCGUAUAUCAAAGAAAAAAAUGCUUAUUUAAUUUUUAUCAAUUUAAAUUGUGCAGUGUGUUUACUUUAUCGGUAAUGCAGUUUUCUUUUGGGGUUCUUUUUUUCUCGUUUUUUUUUUUUCAAAGCAGUAAUGUACCGGUAAGUUUUUGUUUAUACAAGACUUAGUUAACAUUACAGUUUUUGUCGACCAAAUGUGUUCAUUACACUGGUAUCAAUAUUUCUAUAAUUCAAACGAAGGACAGGAAAUGUCUCGGAAUCUGUAUUGAUUUACUCAUUUUUUCAUGUGUUUUUGUUAAGGCCAAUAAAAUUAAACAUUUGUUUAACAGAGCGUGCAAACUCUUUUUUUUUUUUAAAUAUAAACAGAUAGUUAGUGUAGGAAGGGAUUUGAGUUUAUUAUAUUACAUGUUUAUCAGCGAACUAAUGGAAAAUAUUAAGAGUGAAUUAACAUCUGGUAAUUUCACAGCGAGGAGUAUCAAAUAUACUUUUCAUAGGUACAGAACUUAAAAAAAAGGUUAAACGUUGGCUGAAACCAUUGAAAGGACACGAAAUAUAAAAGAAAAUUGGUUUCUGUCACAUAAAUCAAACGUUAUUUUUUUUUCAGUUGAAACGGAAAAAAUAGUCCCAUAUACCUUACUGAAGUAAAUUUUUGCUCAGUGCAAAACUCAAGUGGAAGUAUAGAAUUAACAAUACGAGUUCAUAGGUGCAAAAUAGACCACAUGCAGUCUUGUUAAAUGGUACGACAAAUCGGAAGUGCAAUGAUAAUCCUUAGAUCAAACAAUUGCAUAAAAUCCAUCAAAAUUAUUUUUUAACCUGUUACCAGUGAAAAAAAAUUGUCCAACACCACGAAACGAAGAAGAAAUAAAUAAAAUGGAAUAAACAAUGAAAUUUUAACCAUCCCAACUGUAAAAGCGCGUAAACACUUUGACCUCAUAUGUAGGUGUUUAUUUUAUUGGUUUUAUACAAUGCAUGUUUAUGUUUAGGUGGUGUAAGGAAAUUAAUGUGCCAUCUGGUAAUAUAUCAGAUAAUCUAUUCAUCAAAACCACCUACCGAACCUAGCGUUCACGUUUCCUUGUUGUUUUUUUUUAUAUUGCCAAGCCUCUACACCCGAAACAUCAUUUCAUAUACAAUAUUCUUUUAAUCAUGUCAUUUUGACAUGGUAUUGAUUACUUAUGACAGUUAAAGUGGUUUUCAGUCUCAGAGAAGCAAUGUUUUAUGCGAUGUCUGUAUUUGUUGUUGGGUUUAAAAGCCACACCGACAUGAUUAUAUGACAACUUUCUAGCUUUACGCGGUGGUGGAACUACACAGGUGCCCCCUCCCUGCAUGA
Messenger RNA from Mercenaria mercenaria, 3355 nucleotides. RefSeq names its product transcription factor Sox-14-like. The record is from RefSeq and is a predicted model, not a curated record. The coding region runs from base 360 to 1175 and encodes 271 amino acids. The transcript has 2 exons. Lineage: Eukaryota; Metazoa; Mollusca; Bivalvia; Venerida; Veneridae. Gene Ontology annotation, molecular function: RNA polymerase II cis-regulatory region sequence-specific DNA binding; DNA-binding transcription factor activity, RNA polymerase II-specific. Gene Ontology annotation, biological process: anatomical structure morphogenesis; regulation of DNA-templated transcription; cell differentiation.